GCUCAACUAGACUGAGGUCUGAGGGACUCAAAACAUGGCUGACUCAGUCACCUCAUAUUACGGCCACGGGGCUGUGCUUGUAUGAUAAUUUUGCUUUGUUUGUAUUUUUGUGUUUUAUGACAAUCUCAUAAUUCCUGGAGUUUCAUGAACUAUCAUCAUAACAUCCCCUUAGGUCCAUAUUUAUUUGGAAAAUCUGUACGCCUCUGUAACCCUGAUUUACUUCAAAACAGUGCCAUAUGGUGUCAUCUUUAACAGGCUGUGUGCACACAUACAGCUUAGGAGGAAAUAUUUAUUGUCUGAAUAUAAUAACUUCACAAAAAUUGGGGCUGUGUGGUCAACUUUUGUUUGGCUCUUUAUGCGUUGACCUUUUACAGACUUACAGUCAUGACAAACUGUUCAAUGAAUACAUCUGCUCGAACUGUUCUGCCAUAAUUUAUUUCAUUUUGAAAGUGUAUAUUUAUUUUGUGAAUGUAUCGUGGUGCUGCUGACUAAAUUCCAUAAUGCACUUUAGUUAUAUCCUGUACAUGUUCUUUUGUGGUUGAGUUUUAAAUUGAUGUUUCUUUUUGAUGGUCCUGCUUUCUCUUCCCACCUUAGAUCCCUCAUGGACUUGUAACUUAUUGGAUGCUUCAUCAAACCCACUCUCAUCAUCUUACAUUAUAGUUUAUUUUUAUAGAACAAGCCCGAGUCGGGGGCUGUCAGAUUCAUUUAAUGUUCUUCACUUGCACUGAGAGCAUACUGUACAUGUUUCCAGUUAAUCAAACAUUAAAAAUGUAGCCAUUAGAAACAUUUUUGAUUCAUGGUGUCUUUGUUCUCAAACAUGCCAAACUUACUUACUUCAAGUUUCUCAAAUAAGAGCAUUUGCUGCUCUUUUUUGUCUUAUAUGAUAUUAAAUUGAAUAUCUUUGGAUUUUGGACUGUGGGUCAGACAAAACAGAACAUUUGAAGACAUCACCACAGGCUUUAGAAAACUGUGGUGGCCUUUUUAAAACUUUUUUCCUGACAUUUUUUAGACCAAACAAUCAAUCAAUUGAAAUAAAAACGAAAAAAUAAUUGUUUGUUGGAGCCCUAAUGACAAGUCCGAAACUUGUCACUGUCCCAUGAGAGCAUACAUGUGUAUUUCAAGUGUUGGUGGUUUCAGGUGGAGCUAAAUGGGACCCCUCAGCCCUCCUUGAUCCAAAACAGGUAUGUUGGUAACACACUGAAUGCUGGUUUUAUUUCUUGCAUCACAACAGAGUGAUUACAAAUGAGAUUAUUCUGCAACAUAAUCAGAUACCUAUUUUAUCUAUAUGGAGUAGACUAUAGGGCUGCAACUAACUAUUGUUUUCAUCAUCAAUUACUUUCACGAUUAGGCGAUUAAUUGUUAGUCAAUAAAAUGCCAGAGAUUGGUGAAAAAUUUCCAACAGCCCAAAGUCACAUCUUCAAAUUUACUUGUUUUGUAGUUCUGUCAUACAAGACAAAGAAAAUCACCAAAUUCUCACAUUUGAAAAGCUGGAAACAGGAAAAUGUUUGGUUGAAAAUGGAUUCAAUCAGUCAAUCGAUUAUACAAAUUGUUGACAAUUAAUUUUCUGUCGAUCGACUAAUCGAUUAAUCAACUACUUCUACAAAGUCUUUGAAUCUCUUUUUGUUUCAGGGCUGUUUAUUUGUACAGUAUUUAAUUGCGACCUUUGACCUUGCUGUAUCUGUGGAGGAUGGCUUUUCUGCUUAAUUAAGUGUAAUAUUUGGGUCUAAACAAGUUUGGUAUGGAUUUGGAAAAACAAAAAACAUCAAUGUUUUUGUUGACUUUUCAGCACGGACAGACACAUAGUGAAGCUGUUAAUGUCCCACUUGAGAACAUGUGGCAUUUUUAACAGCCGCUGACUGAACGGCACAAACACUGGUAAUGGAGGGGAUAGCAAAUGCAUCAGCGUCAGCUAUAUCCUGUGCUAAGAGCAGCAGUGUACACUGUAGGCCAUUAGCUGACACAGAGUCAUAAAUGCUGUGGAAAGCCUGAUAAAGCCGUCGUCAGGAGCCUGCAGCUCACACAGAAGAAAUCAAUCAAACAAUGGAGAGAGACAUUAAUAUCUCCAGAGAAGGGGAGGAACAGAGAACGUAAUCAAUGGACUGGUCUUUUGAAAAGUGUACAGUAGUUAAGGUGCUGAUUUUUAAACAGAACUCACACAGUAUGAACAGUGGGGGCUAAAAUCAUUAUAUUGUGAUUAAUUGAUUACUUGUUUGGCGGAGUAAAGAGCCAAAAAUACACGUCAGUUUUCAAGAUCUCUUCAUGUCUUGUUUUGUCCGACCAACAGUCCAAAACCCAAAGAAAUUAAAUUUACUGCAAUGUUAGACGAUGAAAGCCACUUAUCCAAUUUUAUAGGCUGGGACCAUGAUUAAUUGUUUGAUUCAUUAAUUAUCAAAAUAGUUUGUUAUCUGUUUAUCAACUAAUUGAUUAAUCAACUAAUGGUUGGAGCUGUAAAAGGUCAGGAAAGGUCAGUACAAGCUUUUAAAAACAGCAAUGAAGCUUUAGCCCAUUAGUUAUUUCGAUUUAUUCAAAUCGCUAAUAUAGAAAACACACAGAUCACAUCAGAAAGUUCAAGAAUUGUUGAAGUCAGGUGCUGCUGUUACUAAAAAUGGAAGUAACCAAAAAAUAAACAAAAAAUACACACAUCCUAUAAAAAUAAUAAUAAUAACAAAACAAGCAGUGGAUCACUGUUCUCUCAGCAGCUGGUCUGAGGCCGUUUCUCUUUAAACCUAGUCAUCCAGAAUCAAUUUGACCCAGGUGAUGUUUGCUUUUCUUCCGUCCACAUUCAGCAAUCACACUUUGUAAUGAGUCCUGAGAGGCUGCCAUCUCUCCCGUCUUCAGUCCAGUUUAAUAGGAUGGACACCGUUAAAAGAGAAUACUCCAGUUUAUAUUAUGAGGAUAGUUCACUCAUAGACAUGAGCUACAAGAUUCUGCUUUGAGGAAUGACAAUGGUGAGUAUGUCAAAAUUAUGGAUAGUUGUUGCAUCUGUCACAAUUUUAAAAUGUUAUAAACUGUGAUAAAACAAACACCUGUUCCUGUUAACUACACUAUCAGUAGAAAUUAAGUUAAGAUCAGCUGUCUGUUAUGUCUCAAAAUAUUUUGUUUGUAAGUGGAAAGCCAUUUUGCUGCUGCAUGUAAAAACUCUGUGCCUCUCAUUAUGGCAAUAUAAUAUUAUAUACAUAUGUUUUGGGGGAAGUUAUAUAUUUUAUAUCUCUGUGGGUUUACAAAAGCCUUUGAAGUUUGAUUAACAUUUUGAUUAACUCAAAAUGUAUUUUGGUCAAGCUUGUAACAAAACAUUUAGAGACAUGAUUUGUAACUUUCGGCUUUCAUUAAAAAAUCAUAAAUGAUGAAAAAAAUUAUAUACAUUUUAUUUGAAAGGUGAUGCCAAGUCGAUGAUAAUAUGGCUGUUCCCAACACCUAUGGGCUGAUCUUUGCCUGCACCUGUGGGGUGAUCCUGGGCAUUGGACUCUGUGCCAACCUUCUGGUCUUCUCUUUGUUCGCAAAGUACAAUACGUUGCGUAAGAACCGCCUCGACAUCCUCCUACUCAGUAUGACACUGGCCGACUUCCUCACCCUCCUGCUCAUCCCCUUCACCCUGCACUCCGCUGUCAGCCACUCCUGGCCUCUGGGUAACACCUCCUGCAAGGUCUAUCAGUUCCUGUUAGCCUUCAGCUUGGCAGCCAGCACCUAUUCACUGUGUGCUGUGUCUGUGACCCGCGCCAUGAUCAUCACCAACCCAUACCAGCCGCCCACAAUGGACCUGGUCAUCCUCAUGUUUGUCCUGGUCUGGGCCCUCAGCUUCUUCAUCAGCCUGCCGCUGCGAAUUUUUGCCACCAAAGAGAGCUUGGGCCCAAGCCUGGUAAACUUCAGCUUCUGCCUUCCAACCAUUCAUGAGCAUCAUUACCAAGUGAUCCUAAGCCAGUUUGUACUUUACUAUUUUGUUCCAAUGCUGGUCAUCGCCUUCAACUAUGUCCGCCUCGCUCUUUUUCUCCACAAGAGCCCUGUAAUGUCCGUUUCUAGUGCCAGGAACACCCGCCGAGCCUCUGUCAUGGUAUUCUUGGCUGCUGCUACCUUCUCAGUGUGUUGGCUGCCUGGUUACGUGCUGGAGCUGUGUGUGUACCUGGGACUGUACCAACACGGACAGGCUUGGGAGAUGUUCUACUUUAUUUGCACUGUGCUCCAGUACCUGCACCCCUGUGUCAACCCGGUGCUCUAUGUGCUGCUGUCCAAGCGCUAUCGCCACAGGAGGGCAGCCUGGCUCUUCAGCUGCAACAGGAACAGAGUGCAGCCGCAGGUCAUCAGCGUCACCACAGACAGCUUUUAGAUUCAGUUGAUUUGU
This is a messenger RNA of Thunnus maccoyii (southern bluefin tuna), 4336 nucleotides long. RefSeq names its product galanin receptor 2b. Gene Ontology annotation, molecular function: G protein-coupled receptor activity. Gene Ontology annotation, biological process: G protein-coupled receptor signaling pathway. NCBI's taxonomy places the organism in Eukaryota, Metazoa, Chordata, Actinopteri, Scombriformes, Scombridae. Gene Ontology annotation, cellular component: membrane. The record is from RefSeq and is a predicted model, not a curated record. The transcript has a single exon. Bases 3398 to 4321 code for a protein of 307 amino acids.